Nematocida major is the source of this 2853-nucleotide messenger RNA. RefSeq lists its product as uncharacterized. The record is from RefSeq and is a predicted model, not a curated record. Gene Ontology annotation, molecular function: guanyl-nucleotide exchange factor activity. The transcript has a single exon. The coding region runs from base 1 to 2853 and encodes 950 amino acids. Gene Ontology annotation, biological process: regulation of ARF protein signal transduction. Lineage: Eukaryota; Fungi; Microsporidia.
AUGUUGUAUGAAGCAGAAGACACAACAACAAGAGCCGCAGCCAGGUUACGAAAAGUGUCUGAGCAUGGAAGCAAAGAGGUUCGAGAAAUAAUAGAGCAAUUUAACAGCAGAAUGUUGGAGGAAAUGUCUGUGUCCCUAUCGUCUCUUGUGGACGCGAUUAACGCCCUUCUCAAGUGCGAUACGCUGUACUCCAACGAAAAGUAUGCAGUGCUUGACCUGUUCUACGAUCUUGUCGCAGAUCUUCUUAGAAGGAAGGAAACACUUGAUCUAAAGGAGAUCCCUGUGUCGCUCGGAAACAUGAAGUUUACAAAAAACGAAAAGAAUGUAGAGCGUGCGGUGGUUGUGUAUUUAAAGGUGAUUGUGCUGCUGCUGGACAUUGUGGACACGCCUGAGCACAGAACAACCAUAUUUAAGGUGUUCUGCACUCUUUUCAUGUCCAAGUCUUUUAUUUCCAGCACAAAGUGCGGGUACCUUUUGCCCUCGAUGUUCAAAGAGUUUCUUAUCAGGUACCCCGAGUUCAUUGAAAGCCUGCUGGACAACCAGGACCGGCUGGUGUACUGCCCCGCCCUUUUGGAAAUAGUUCUGAUGUCCUGCCAGAAAAUGGACAAGGUUGUGUCAAAGCUGGCGGUUCUGGACUUUAUCAAAAGAAAAAACAACAGGCUUGUUGUCUCUCUGCACGGAAAAGGAUUCUAUGAGCCUUUUUUCUUCCAGAUCUACAUGGAGAGAGAGGACGCGCCCUUUUCCGAGGUUUUCCCCUUGUUUUGCAAGGGCAACUUUUUGGAAUAUCUGUUUUUGGACGUGUCCACUCGCAUAACCAGCCGGGACAUGCCGCGGACCGUGCUGGAAAAAAUAAAGGCCGCAGGCUAUGUGCACUUUACGCGCAUGCUGAAGGACCCCGGCGAAAGCACAGAGUGUGCGUACUGCGAGGUUGCCCAGAAGCUGCACGAAACAGAAAAAAGACGAAGGGAAAUCUUCCAAAAGAUAGACGAGUUUAACGUGACUGCGGAAGUCCACAGGCUUGUGCAGAUGCUGGAGCAGCAAGGCAGCAAAAGCGCGUACAGAGAAGCUGCAAUGCUUCUGCGGUCGCACGCAGAAACAAACCUGGCGAGCUUGGGGAAGUGCCUGGGGAAGGAGGACAGCGCAAAGUUUUUGGACGCGUUCUGCACGUCCUUCAAUUUUUCUGAGUACGACAUACUAACGGCGCUUCGCGUUUUUCUGCUGAGCUUCAACCUGCCAGGCGAGGGCCAGAAAAUUGAAAGGAUAAUAUUUGCGUUUUGCAAGAAGUACUCUGAAGACGGAAAGCAAAACGUCGACACUGUUUUGUCGAUUGCAAUGUCUAUUAUUUUCCUCAACACAAGCAUCCACAACGUAAACACGGCGAAAAAGUUCACUGUGGAGGACUUCACGCAGAUAAUACUGCGGGACUGCAAGGACGUGGAUGUCGAGUAUCUGGAGUCGCUGUAUGCGCAGGUAAAGCAAGAAAAGCUGCAGCUCCCAGUAAGCAACACUGCAUCUGCGGAGAUGCUGGAGUUUUUAGAGCAGCAGGGGGAGGCAGAUGCCUGCCUGCAUCCCGCCGUGUCGGCCGAGAAGAGGUACAGAUACUGCGGAAAGUGCACGCAGGCUGUGUACAGGUAUGCAAUAGAAGAGUAUAAAAUUGGGCAGGCCGUUGCAAAAGACGGCACGUCUUCGGAGGUGAUGGAGUAUGUGAGGGCCUGCAUGCGAAUCGAUGCAGCUGACGCAGCAAUUGAGGCUGUGAAGCUGGUCCGGGACCCGUUCUUUGUGGUCAAGGUUUUAGACGAGUUUGCGGUGUGCACAUACUCCUUGUGGAGCACCUUUUUGGACGCGCUGGAGAAGAUGUAUCAGCUGAAAGACGAGCCGGGCAGCACGCCUAGGUUCUUCCGCGGGAUUUUUGCGUUUGGAAAAGACGCCAAGAAAGACAAGAGAGAGGCUUUCCCAGACGACACAACUCUCCGGAUAAUUGAAGGCACGCGAAACAUAAACGACGCGCAGGCAAUGGACAUGGCGGGCACACUGGCCAAGAAGAUAGAGGAGAGAAGCUCAAAGAUAUUGAACAAAGUGGCGUACAGCAUGGUGAAGGUCAACGCAGACCGGAUGUUUUCUGUGGGCGUGCUACUAAAAACGCUGAUAGGCAACGGCGGCGCGUCGGUGCAGGAAAUAGUCGCGCUCUGCGAAGCAUCUUCGCUAAGCAACGUGCUCCAGGUUUUGCUGGGCAUUAAGUACAAGCCGUCCAAGCACAUAACGGCUGCUGUGAUAGCCCUGCUCCAGUACGUAAUAUCGGUGCUGAGCCAGAGAUCGCCAUCCAUUGUAGAGAUGCACGGCGUCAAGGACUGGAUGGCGGCUCUGAUUUCCUCAGAGGCUUUCAAGCUGCGAAACAGCGAAAUCGUCAUUUCUAUCUGGGAGACCGUUGAGGAAAUAGCUCUGCGAGUAGACUCGGCCGGGUUUGACGGGUUUGAGAUAUUUAUCAAGAUGAAAGAGGUAAUUACAAAAGCCAGCAAGCUAGAAAUCAUAAGCAACACCCGGAUGUACUAUAGAAACAUAAACAGAGUUCUGCUGUGCCUAGACAUUUUGUCUGGGUCCUCGGAGACAGACCUGAAGGACGCGUUUGUGGCCAUGGUCUCCCUGGUUGUUGAAAAGGAUGCGCUUGGCUGCGUGUCUGUGCUGGAGAGCUGCGAGCAUGUUCUAGAGACGAUCCCCGAUAUACAGAAAAGAAUCGAGGAGACGGUGCUGGACAAAACCCAGGGCGUUCCAAACCUAGACGUAAAGUACCUGAAAAAACUGGUAAUGAAAAUGAGCCUAAAGGCGUCUCCGAGCAAGGAGAUAGUAGACCUGUAG